AAGGAAGAAAAAUAGAAAAUAGCUCCUGGAACGACAGGAAGGAAGUGAAGAUCUGGGUCGAAGGAGAACAUCGAGUGAGAAGAAAUCAAAAAUGUUGCUCGCAGUUCUCUUCUCCAAUUCGGAAGGCAAUAUCCUUAUCGAACGUUUUCAUGGGGUUCCAGCUGAGGAGAGGUUGCACUGGCGAACUUUCUUAGUCAAGUUGGGAGCAGAUAACCUCAAGGGUGCCAAAAGUGAAGAGCUUUUCGUGGCUUCACACAAGUCAGUUUACAUUGUUUACACAAUGCUUGGUGAUGUCUGUAUCUAUGUUGUUGGCAAGGAUGAAUAUGAUGAACUUGCUUUGGCAGAAGUAAUCUUUGUUAUAACCUCAUCCGUGAAGGAUGUGUGUGGAAAGCCUCCAACUGAGCGCCUGUUUCUUGACAAGUAUGGAAAGAUAUGCUUGUGUUUGGAUGAAAUUGUUUGGAAGGGGAUGCUGGAGAACACAGACAAAGAUAGAAUCAGAAGACUUAUAAGGUUAAAGCCUCCUACUGAUAUCUGAAGGUGAAGGUAACCAUCUCAGUUCUGGUCAAGAUAACAAUUCAGAAGCCCUUGGCUUAUUUCCUGCUUUUUUUUUUUUUUUUUUUUAAUUUUCCUAGCCUUUCAUAUCUCAGGGAAAAGCUUUGUAAAUUUUAUUGCACUAUUGGUUUUGUAGUUAUAAGUCAUUGUAACCACUUUGUUAGGAUAUGUACCUUCUCUAUUUUUUAGGCUUUCUGCCUCCCCUGAUGAUCCUCACUUGAAUA
Messenger RNA from Nelumbo nucifera (sacred lotus), 776 nucleotides. RefSeq lists its product as uncharacterized. Gene Ontology annotation, cellular component: COPI vesicle coat. Gene Ontology annotation, biological process: retrograde vesicle-mediated transport, Golgi to endoplasmic reticulum; intracellular protein transport; intra-Golgi vesicle-mediated transport. NCBI's taxonomy places the organism in Eukaryota, Viridiplantae, Streptophyta, Magnoliopsida, Proteales, Nelumbonaceae. The record is from RefSeq and is a predicted model, not a curated record.